Molecule: messenger RNA, 636 nt
Organism: Anisakis simplex (herring worm)
Lineage: Eukaryota; Metazoa; Nematoda; Chromadorea; Rhabditida; Anisakidae
Source: the annotation of a GenBank genome assembly
GAUUGUAAAAUUUCUCAGGAAUUCAUCCUAUCACCUCUGCAACUGGGCAUCCCAAAUUCUCGACCUCGUUACUAUCUUCUUGCCAAAUAUCGGCCUAAUGAACCGGAUCGUGUCUAUGCACCAAAUUCUAUCUCAUAUGAGUUUCCUGAGUCAUCAAGCAUUUCGUUCGAUCAACCUCCGCGCUGCAUCGGUGAUUACGUAAAUGACGAGAAUGAUUCUGAUGCAAGUUUACGAGUGGAUAUGACAAAUUGCUGUCGAUAUAUGAAGAGCAUUGAUAUUGUCAGCAAGAGCAGUCAUCGCUCGUCGUGUUUCACAAAGUCGUAUAGCAGUUACAUAACAAGUUCAGGCCCUAUACUGUUAUGUAAUCCUGAAUAUCAGGUAGAAAAUCCGAAGACAUUGGAUGUGGUCGUGAAAAUUUGUGAGCUUGAGCCGAAUGAUGCAAAUUUUGCGAAGAUGUGUUCGCAGAAUACUUUGAGACUUCGUUAUUUUUCAUGGCGAGAAAUGGCGAGUCUGAUGGGAUUUCCGUUCAGCUUUAUUAAACCCGAUCAAGUCACUCAAAAACAAAUGUAUCGCGCCCUUGGGAAUAGUGUCAAUGUGAAAGUUCUUACAGCCUUACUCAAAUAUUUGCUAUCGUGA